AUGGCUUUAGGAAAAUACUCUAGAGUGGAUGGUCGGAAAUCUUCAUCAGGCUAUUGCUCGACCGUCACGGUUGUGGUCUUUGUGGCCGUCUGCCUGGUCGGGAUAUGGAUGAUGACAUCGUCCUCUGUGGUCCCUGUUCAGAAUCUGGAUGUCUCGCAGGACACAAAAAAUGAGGUGACAACGCCCGCCGCAGAGACCACAGUCGAGGCUAAAAAUGAGGACUCUAACAAUAAUGCAAACGAAGAUAACGGCAAAAGCCAAACCGACGAGGGCAAGCCGAAGCAGUUUGAGGAUAACCCUGUUGAUUUGCCUGAGGAGGCCACCAAGGGGGACGUGAAAAAUGACCAGGUGGAUAAGAAAGAUACACCAGAUGAGACUGGUUUGAAUCAGGUGGAUAAAAAUAAUCCACCCAAGGAGCCGGCAAAGAAAGCAGAGGAAUCCGAUGACAUGAAGGCUGGAAAUGAGGGGAAGGAUGAGGGGUCUAAUAAUGAGCCAGAAAACGGAGACGGCGAAAAGAAAUCUGAUGCGGAAUCCCAGGCGAAUCAAGACUCCGAAAAUCAGGAAAACAGCACACCAGAUGACGGGGAGAAGAAUUCUGAAGAAGAUUUGGGCAAAACGGAUGGGGAUAAGGAAGAGGGUCAGACAGACGAGAAGGUGGAGAACAAGACAGAUGAGAAGUCCGCUGAGGAAAAGAACAAAUCAAGUGAAGUCUUUCCUUCCGGAGCCCAAUCGGAGCUAACGGAUGAGCCUGCAACUCAGAACGGAUCAUUUCCGACUCAGGCAACAGAGUCGAAAAAUGAAAAAAAUGUCCAAAAGCCGUCUCAACCAGAAAAUCAGAUUAAAUACAGCUGGAAGGUUUGUAAAACCACUGCCGGGACGGACUACAUUCCGUGCCUUGAUAACUUGGAGGCAAUAAAAAAGCUUCCUUCAACUAAGCACUACGAACACAGGGAGAGGCACUGCCCUGAAGACUCACCUACCUGCCUUGUUCCCCUUCCUGAAGGAUAUCGACGUUCAAUUGAGUGGCCCAAAAGUCGGGAGCAGAUCUGGUACCAAAAUGUGCCACAUACCAAGCUUGCAGAAGUUAAGGGACACCAGAAUUGGGUUAAAGUUAGUGGUGAAUAUCUUACGUUUCCUGGCGGUGGCACCCAGUUUAAGCAUGGUGCGCUUCACUACAUUGACUUCAUACAACAGUCUGUACCUGAAAUUUCCUGGGGCAAGCGUUCGCGUGUGGUUCUGGACGUUGGCUGUGGGGUUGCUAGUUUUGGGGGUUUCCUCUUUGAUAGGGAUGUGCUGACCAUGUCAUUAGCCCCAAAAGACGAACAUGAGGCUCAGGUUCAAUUUGCACUUGAGAGAGGAAUCCCAGCAAUAUCUGCCGUUAUGGGUACCAAGAGACUUCCAUAUCCUGGCAGAGUUUUUGAUGUUGUUCAUUGUGCACGUUGUAGGGUUCCCUGGCAUAUCGAAGGUGGCAAGCUUCUCUUGGAGCUGAACCGUGUACUGCGACCUGGAGGAUUCUUUGUUUGGUCUGCAACACCCAUAUACCAGAAACUUGCAGAGGACGUUGAGAUAUGGGAAGCCAUGAAGAAGUUGACACAAGCAAUGUGCUGGGAAGUUAUCUCGAUAACCAAGGACAGAAUAAAUGGAGUUGGAAUCGCCGUGUACCGUAAGCCCACUACAAAUGAAUGCUAUGAACAGAGGUCAAAAAGUGAGCCCCCUCUAUGUCAAGAUUCUGAUGAUGCAAAUGCUGCCUGGAAUGUGCCUUUGCAAACAUGCAUGCACAAAGUUCCUGUUACUUCGUCCGAACGCGGGGCCCAGUGGCCAGAACAGUGGCCUGCUAGGGUUGAGAAGGUGCCUUACUGGUUGUCAAACUCUGAGGUUGGGGUUUAUGGCAAGCCAGCUCCUGAAGAUUUUGAUGUGGAUUAUAAACACUGGAAACGUGUGGUUAACAAUUCAUAUCUAAAAGGACUGGGAAUAAACUGGUCUACUGUUAGGAAUGUCAUGGAUAUGCGAGCUGUCUAUGGAGGAUUGGCUGCUGCAAUGAGGGAACUGAAUGUGUGGGUUAUGAAUGUCGUCUCUGUAGAUGCUCCAGAUACAUUGCCCAUUAUUUACGAACGUGGUUUAUUUGGAAUUUAUCAUGACUGGUGCGAAUCAUUCAGUACAUAUCCAAGAUCUUACGACCUUCUCCACGCUGACCAUCUUUUCUCAAAGAUAAAAAAGAAGUGCAAUUUCAUGGGCUUGGUAGCCGAGGUUGAUAGGAUUUUGAGACCAGAAGGAAAAAUAAUUGUCCGUGACACUGUAGAGAUCAUUAGUGAACUUGAGGGCAUAUUCAAGUCCAUGCAAUGGGACAUCCGGAUGACUUACUCAAAGGACAAGGAAGGAUUGUUAUGUGCCCAGAAAUCCAUGUGGCGGCCUAAAGAAGAAGAAACACUUACUUAUGCCCUUGCUUAA
Molecule: messenger RNA, 2448 nt
Organism: Striga hermonthica
Lineage: Eukaryota; Viridiplantae; Streptophyta; Magnoliopsida; Lamiales; Orobanchaceae
Source: the annotation of a GenBank genome assembly